UCUUUUCUUCAUCCCUUUACAUCCAUUGACAGGUCACCUUCCCAACAUACCGCUCCACACACGAAAAAGAAUGGCGAUUAAGGCGCUAAAGCAUGCUCUGCUCACUGGCUUCGAGCCCUUUGGGAAUCCGGUGCCCGACGAUAACCGCAGCUGGGAGACGAUCAAGCAGCUCAGCAACGAGUGCAUCGAGACCGACUCUACGACCAUCCUCUGCCACUGCUACGAGAUUCCUGUCAGCUACGGCCCAGUCUCGGAGCUGGCGCACAAGUCCGGGUACACCAAUCCUGGAAAUGGUGGGUCAGCGGAUGUAUCCGCUGACGGACAUGUGCCAGUGGCUGCGGACCUGCCCGAGACGCUGGAGACAGAGAUUGAUGUGGAUGGGCUGAGGGACCACCUGAUCGAGAGAGGCUGGGACAAAACGGAGGUCAGCUUGGAUCCAGGCAGGUACCUGUGCGACUUUACAUACUACACAUCGCUGGCGGAAGCCCGGUCCACGUACGAGGGGCGCGGGCUGGCACCGCCAAAGACCCUCUUCGUGCAUGUUCCCCCCAAGACCGAGGAUCCGUACAGCGACCUGCGAACUAGCCGAGCUGCAUUGGAGGGAAAUGGGAAGAGGAAUAGGUUUUGCAUGGAGGUUGCUCAAGUUUGA
Linderina pennispora is the source of this 649-nucleotide messenger RNA. RefSeq names its product peptidase C15, pyroglutamyl peptidase I-like protein. The record is from RefSeq and is a predicted model, not a curated record. The coding region runs from base 71 to 649 and encodes 192 amino acids. Gene Ontology annotation, biological process: proteolysis. The transcript is spliced from 3 exons. NCBI's taxonomy places the organism in Eukaryota, Fungi, Kickxellomycota, Kickxellomycetes, Kickxellales, Kickxellaceae.